UUUUUUUUUUUUUAAUCCCCGCACCAAGCGCUUAACCUCAUUGGGGUGGAGGAGAAGGCGGCGGCUCUCUGGUCCGCAGCGGCAACAGUCACGAAAAACAGGGCUAAUGGACUGCUGAAUUAUGAAGUAUUUCAGACCCAAUAGUAGAACAUCACUCUGCUACUCACUCCUUUAUCUCCUACUAGUUAUUUAAAUUGGACUUUUAAUAUCCUACCAGCUGCUCUUCAGACACACAUGGUGCAUUGUUGCCAUUCCCCAGAUUGCAUCUUUGAAACACAGGCUCUUAGUAACCUUCAGCGAACAAAGAGGCAACCUCCCAGAUACGUCUGCUGGGAGGGAGUCAUCCUGACUGCCCUCUAGCUUUUGCUGGAUCUGGAUUUGAAUUCCAUCAUGGAGCCUCGCAUGGAGUCCUGCCUGGCGCAGGUGUUGCAGAAGGAUGUUGGGAAACGAUUGCAGGUUGGCCAAGAGCUGAUAGACUAUUUCUCAGAUAAACAGAAGUCUGCUGACCUUGAGCAUGACCAGACCAUGUUAGAUAAACUUGUGGAUGGACUUGCUACCUCUUGGGUGAACUCUAGCAAUUACAAGGUGGUUCUGCUGGGCAUGGACAUCCUGUCCGCCCUCGUGACCCGGCUGCAGGAUCGGUUCAAGGCGCAGAUCGGCACAGUGCUGCCAAGUCUAAUAGACAGACUAGGAGAUGCUAAAGACUCUGUGAGGGAGCAGGACCAAACUCUGCUGCUAAAGAUCAUGGAUCAGGCUGCUAAUCCCCAGUACGUAUGGGACAGAAUGCUUGGAGGCUUCAAACACAAGAAUUUCCGUACUCGAGAAGGCAUCUGUCUCUGCCUUAUAGCAACACUCAAUGCCUCUGGAGCACAGACUUUAACACUAAGCAAGAUUGUGCCACAUAUAUGCAACUUACUUGGAGAUCCAAACAGCCAGGUUCGGGAUGCAGCAAUAAACAGCUUAGUGGAAAUUUACAGACAUGUAGGAGAACGUGUGAGGGCAGAUCUCAGUAAAAAAGGAUUGCCACAGUCCCGGUUGAAUGUAAUUUUUACGAAAUUUGAUGAAGUCCAGAAAUCUGGAAACAUGAUACAAUCUGCAAAUGAUAAAAAUUUUGAUGAUGAAGAUUCUGUGGAUGGUAACAGACCUUCCUCUGCUAGUUCUACGUCAUCCAAGGCUCCACCAAGUUCUCGGAGAAACGUCGGAAUGGGAACCACCCGCCGGCUUGGUUCAUCCACCCUUGGAUCCAAGUCUUCAGCUGCAAAAGAAGGAGCUGGUGCUGUUGAUGAAGAGGAUUUUAUUAAAGCAUUUGAUGAUGUACCUGUAGUACAGAUUUACUCCAGCCGAGACCUUGAGGAAUCCAUAAACAAAAUUAGGGAAAUAUUAUCUGAUGACAAGCAUGAUUGGGAGCAGAGAGUAAAUGCUCUAAAAAAGAUUAGAUCUUUACUUUUGGCUGGUGCUGCUGAGUAUGAUAACUUCUUUCAACAUUUGCGUCUUUUGGACGGAGCCUUUAAACUCUCUGCUAAGGAUCUGCGGUCUCAGGUAGUGCGGGAGGCUUGUAUCACGUUGGGGCAUCUGUCAUCAGUUCUGGGGAAUAAGUUUGACCAUGGAGCUGAAGCCAUUAUGCCAACUAUAUUUAAUUUAAUUCCAAAUAGUGCCAAAAUUAUGGCCACAUCUGGUGUUGUAGCUGUUAGGUUAAUUAUUCGGCACACACACAUCCCCAGGUUAAUACCUGUCAUAACAAGCAACUGUACCUCUAAGUCUGUCGCAGUUAGAAGGCGCUGUUUUGAAUUUUUAGAUUUGCUUUUACAAGAAUGGCAGACACAUUCACUAGAACGACACAUAUCAGUAUUAGCGGAAACAAUAAAGAAAGGAAUACACGAUGCUGAUUCCGAAGCAAGAAUAGAAGCCAGAAAAUGUUACUGGGGUUUCCACAGUCACUUCAGCAGAGAAGCAGAGCACUUAUACCACACCUUGGAGUCCUCCUACCAGAAAGCCCUGCAGUCCCACCUGAAGAACUCAGACAGCAUCGUGUCUCUGCCUCAGUCUGACCGCUCAUCUUCCAGCUCUCAAGAGAGUCUAAAUCGGCCGCUGUCUGCCAAAAGAAGUCCUACUGGGAGUACCACGUCUAGAGGUUCUACAGUUAGUACCAAAUCUGUGUCAACGACUGGGUCCCUUCAGCGAUCUCGAAGUGACAUUGAUGUGAACGCAGCAGCCAGUGCCAAAUCCAAAGUCUCCUCAUCUUCAGGCACGACGCCUUUCAGCUCUGCAGCGGCUUUGCCUCCAGGGUCAUACGCAUCCUUAGAGUCCAGACACAUGAGGGAAGACAUGCAGUACAUAGGCCUGGACUCAGGUCGGAUCCGCACAAGACGGCAAAGCUCUGGGAGUGCCACCAACGUCGCCUCUACACCUUCUGAUAACCGGGGCCGCAGUCGCGCUAAAGUGGUUUCACAGUCUCAGCGAUCCAGAUCUGCUAAUCCUGCUGGUGCCGGCAGCCGGUCAAGUUCUCCGGGAAAAUUGUUGGGAAGUAGUUAUGGUGGACUUGCUGGGGGCUCCUCCCGAGGCCCACCUGUGACACCAUCUUCAGAAAAGCGAAGCAAGAUUCCCAGGAGCCAGGGAUGUAGCCGGGAAACAAGUCCAAACCGAAUAGGAUUAGCACGGAGCAGCCGUAUCCCUCGACCCAGCAUGAGUCAGGGGUGCAGCCGCGAUACCAGCCGUGAGAGCAGCCGAGAUACAAGCCCUGCUCGGGGCUUCCCUCCGCUUGCCUCUCGACGUCAUUCCAGGUCCACUAGUGCUCUCUCCACUGCUGAAUCUGUUGGGCAGUCAGAUCGGUUUGGGCUUGGCCAGCCAGGAAGAAUACCUGGUUCUGUGAAUGCCAUGAGAGUUUUGAGCACAAGCACAGAUCUUGAAGCUGCUGUUGCUGAUGCUUUGCUGUUAGGAGACUCCAGGAGCAAGAAGAAGCCUGUGAGGAGGAGGUAUGAGCCGUAUGGCAUGUAUUCUGACGAUGAUGCCAACAGUGACGCCUCAAGUGUUUGCUCUGAGCGCUCGUAUGGCUCCAGGAAUGGUGGCAUUCCCCAUUAUCUGCGGCAGACCGAGGAUGUAGCAGAAGUUCUCAACCACUGUGCUAGUUCAAACUGGUCAGAAAGGAAAGAAGGGCUUCUGGGCCUGCAGAACCUACUGAAGAGCCAAAGAACACUGAGUCGAGUUGAACUGAAAAGAUUGUGUGAGAUUUUCACCCGGAUGUUUGCUGAUCCUCAUAGCAAGAGAGUUUUCAGUAUGUUUUUGGAGACUCUUGUGGAUUUUAUAAUAAUUCAUAAGGAUGACUUGCAAGACUGGCUUUUUGUUCUUCUCACACAAUUACUUAAGAAAAUGGGAGCAGAUUUACUUGGAUCUGUGCAAGCAAAAGUCCAAAAGGCUCUAGAUGUCACCAGGGACUCCUUUCCAUUUGAUCAACAAUUUAACAUUUUGAUGAGAUUUAUUGUGGAUCAAACUCAAACUCCAAACCUCAAGGUCAAAGUUGCAAUCCUGAAAUAUAUUGAGUCUCUGGCCAGACAGAUGGAUCCAACAGAUUUUGUAAACUCUAGUGAGACAAGGCUUGCUGUUUCUAGAAUCAUAACCUGGACAACAGAACCAAAGAGUUCAGACGUGAGAAAGGCAGCACAAAUUGUGCUAAUCUCUCUGUUUGAAUUGAAUACUCCUGAAUUUACCAUGUUACUUGGUGCCUUGCCAAAAACAUUCCAGGAUGGUGCCACCAAACUCCUGCAUAACCACCUCAAGAAUUCCAGUAACACCAGUGUGGGCUCUCCAAGCAAUACGAUUGGCCGGACACCCUCCCGACACACCAGCAGCAGGACCAGCCCCCUGACCUCACCCACCAACUGUUCCCAUGGGGGUCUGUCUCCAAGUCGGUUAUGGGGUUGGAGUGCCGACGGCUUAGCGAAGCACCCACCUCCCUUUUCUCAGCCUAACUCCAUCCCCACCGCUCCCUCCCACAAGGCUCUCAGGCGCUCUUACUCUCCCAGCAUGCUGGACUAUGAUACAGAGAACCUGAACUCUGAAGAAAUCUAUAGUUCUCUACGUGGAGUUACAGAAGCCAUUGAAAAGUUUAGUUUUCGAAGCCAAGAAGAUCUGAAUGAGCCAAUUAAACGAGAUGGCAAAAAGGAAUGUGAUAUUGUGUCCCGCGAUGGGGGUGCUGCCUCUCCUGCCACUGAGGGCCGGGGGGGCAGCGAGGUAGAAGGAGGCCGAACAGCUCUGGAUAACAAGACCUCGCUACUCAACACCCAGCCUCCGCGUGCCUUCCCGGGGCCGCGGGCGCGAGAGUACAACCCGUACCCCUACUCAGAUGCCAUCAACACCUACGACAAGACCGCCCUGAAGGAGGCUGUGUUUGAUGAUGACAUGGAGCAGCUUCGAGACGUUGAAUAUUCAGAGUUGAGGUUUCUUAAAAGAACAUGGAGGAGAAAGGAUGUGCCUUUCUGCCAUAGAAACCGUGUUCACAGCCCUACAGUGCCCAUCGACCAUUCUGACCUGGUGGCUGACCUUCUGAAAGAGCUGUCCAACCACAACGAGCGGGUGGAGGAACGGAAAGGAGCCCUGCUGGAGCUGCUCAAAAUCACACGGGAAGACAGCCUUGGCGUCUGGGAGGAGCACUUCAAGACCAUUCUGCUCCUGCUGCUGGAGACCCUUGGAGACAAAGACCAUUCAAUUCGAGCCCUGGCGUUGAGAGUUUUGAGGGAAAUUCUCAGAAAUCAACCAGCAAGAUUUAAAAACUACGCUGAGCUGACGAUUAUGAAGACUCUGGAAGCCCACAAAGACUCCCAUAAGGAGGUGGUGAGAGCGGCUGAGGAGGCUGCGUCCACACUGGCCAGUUCCAUCCACCCGGAGCAGUGCAUCAAGGUGCUCUGCCCCAUCAUCCAGACGGCCGACUAUCCCAUCAACCUUGCUGCCAUCAAGAUGCAGACCAAAGUCGUCGAGAGGAUCGCCAAGGAGUCAUUGCUGCAGCUCCUCGCCGACAUCAUCCCAGGCUUGCUGCAGGGUUAUGACAACACCGAAAGUAGUGUGCGUAAGGCCAGCGUGUUUUGCUUAGUGGCAAUUUAUUCCGUAAUCGGAGAAGACCUGAAACCUCACCUCGCACAGCUCACGGGGAGCAAGAUGAAGCUACUAAACUUAUAUAUAAAGAGGGCCCAGACCACCAACAGCAACAGCAGCUCCUCCUCCGAUGUCUCCACGCACAGCUAAUAGCAGCGCCUGUCUCUUGUGUAGACCUAGAAGCAAUCGGUGGUGCCUCUCAGAGACCUCUCCCUACCCCUCCAUCGGCUGCCCAGUCAGUACAAUGAGGCCCACAAAUAUUUAUUACAAUCAGUAUUUCGGUCCCUUCCAGCUUUUCUGUAGAAUCUUACUGGUAUUGAAUGUAAAGGAAGCAAGGCCUGUAUUGCAGUCUUCAUACAAAACAAAAGGAAAAAGAACAGAAAAGAGCCAUACUGAAACAUGUCUUGUACAGCCUGCUGAGAUGGUGAAACCGUGCGUGUGGGGUGCAGUUUCUAAAAAUCAGAGUGCUCUGGCCACUACUUGGUAGAAAGUAGCUUUUUUUUUUUUCAGUUAAUAACCGAUUUGGGGGUGGGGUGGGGUGUUACUUUGUGUUCCUCCUCCUUAGCCUGUUUUCUUGUGAGUAUGGUCUGUGUGGGGCCCCUUUCACAGCCUACACCAUGAAAGGUGGUAAGUCUUUAAAUUAUGUUCCGAGACCUACUAAAAAUGGGAAUCAAGUCUUGGCAAGAACAGUCUGAAGAUGGCCUUUUAACAAACACUGGGAAUUUCACUUGUCUUAUCCAGACUGGAGGCCAACCACCCUGGCUUUUAGCGUAGAAUCAGAAGCGCAUCCCCUCAGUCUUUCCAGCCCUCCCUGAUCAACUCCACAGACGAGGUCCCUACCCCAGAGCUUCCAUGCAAAGGAAUUCUUCAAGUUUAAAUCUGGACACUAAAAUAAGAUAAAUGUAUGGCAUCAUUUAGGGAUGCCUGAGAUGGCGGUUCACGAAGCACAGAAGAUCAAAGAGUAGUCUUUCAUCUUUACUGCUGAGGUCCUUGGGAACACUGGUAUCACGAGGGUUCUGCCGGGACCCUCAUCCCUGGGCUACUUGGUGAUUCACAUUUAGCACCAACUUCUUUCCUCUCCCUGACGCUGUCCGCAAGCUGUUCAGUUCGAACAUCGUCUCAGUUAAUCUGGGAAAUGGCAUCUGGACCAUCUUAGUUCUUCUCCGUUUAAUGUGCGAUUAAGAGCAAAGAAGAGCCUAGAGAGACUGGAUAUCACAAUUAAUUUUUUAAAUUUUAUAAACUGAAGUAGUUCCUUGAAUGUCUGCUGAUGAAAUAGUAACUGUUUAAGGAAUUUCUGCAGAUUGCAGAAAAACAGGAUUAGAAAUACACUUUAAAAACACAGACACAUUUAGAGUCUCUCUUCCUUCCUCAAGGAACCACUAGGCCCCCUUUAAAAACAUCUUUAGAACCUAAUCACUCCAAUAAAAGUAACUAGAGGUUUGGAGUAUGGUUAAAUAAAUUGUGAUUAAAAUUCUUAAGCCAAAUGGAAAUUCUUAAUCAUGAGGACUUCUAUUGUGUCUUACUGUUGUAUUAGAUCCUAUAAAGUGAACGGAUUUUUCCAUAAAGAAAAUGCUUCUUUUGAGAUCAAUUCCAAUAAGGUAUUUGCUAUUCCGGUGCAGAGCCCACCUGCAACUACUAGCACUGAAAGUAGAGGCUGAGUGCCAGAGCAUGUGAUUCUCACCAUCAUUUCCACAGACCCUCUGCCCUGGCCUCUGGAUUGGCUGUAGGAAGCUGGGAAAGACUGACGUUGUAUUUGGAAACAUGCACUGAAAAUGAAGGCCCCAUAAUGCCCAGGAACAAUAAAGCCAGGGUGCUGACCCGUGUGUGUGUGUGUGUGCACGCACCUUACACGUGUGGUACCUCACUGCUGCUGUUUAGGGAACUUGAGGGGUACAUUUCAAGGGGUUGGGUAUCACUGACUGGCUUUGGCUCAAAAUAUAGCAGGACCAGGUCUUUCGUUGCUAAACACUGUUUGUUUGUUAGUGUGUCAUGAAUGGUAUUUCUUUUUUACACUCUACAAGUGAGUUAGGGAGUCCUUUGUUGAUCCCUCUGUUGUAGGAAUGUGUGUCAGGCUAGGUCAUCCAUGAGUUCCUUUAUGCCUAAUGCAGUUAGAAGGACCCUUCUCCUUGAGCUCUCUGACUCCCAGAAGGCCCCCCAGGCCCCAGUGUACUUAGAAAGGGUCUCGAACAUUGCUGGGCGUCCUCAUAGUACUCACCAAGGGCUAGCCUCGAAUGUCACUUGCCCAAUCUUCAGUCUCCCGACUUAAGAGAGAGAUACAAUCACAUCACAGGUCUCUUGGCCUCAAUCUGAAAACUGCUGCCGCCUCGCCGAGGAGACUCGCAUGCCGCCACCACCUCACUGGGAGGGUGCCGAGCCCACCUUCGCCCCCCAGACCCUGACAGCUGCAGCUGCCUUGCCUUGCCGCCGCCUCCCUGCAGGGCCCCUGUUCCAAUGAAAAACAGAACACAGAAGAGCAGAGCACCUAAGCCUGUCUCCGCCUCCCUGUCUACCUGACUGGCCAGGGCCCUGGGACCCCUGCUGCUCCACUGUGGGCCGGGCAGUCUGACUUCUUGCUUCCUUCAAGCUGCUGCCUCCCCUGCAGCCAGGGUCUGGGCAGGGUGCGGCCGGUCCUCGGGGCACGCAGCUUCCUUCAAGUGCACUGUGUGUGCUUCCCGGACCUGCGGCGGAUGCCACGGGCCUGCCUUUUCUAUGCGCCUCACUAGCUUCCCACCCUGUGCAGGUAAUGCGACUGACUUCAUUGUCUCAUCAGUCUUUUUCUUUCCCUGCCACCCUUUAUUUAUCAAGCAUAAUGUUACACUUUAAAGAUCAGCAAAUAAGAACUUUGUAGAAUCCCACCAGGACUUUGCUAACAAUGAUGUUUGGAAAUUUAAAAAAUGCUCUGAAAAAUAUCAGCCACCAAAAUCAUUUUGUCGGCACUGUGUUCACACGCAUGGUCCCCCACACCCCCAGAUUGGGAGGGUUUUUUUUGUUUUUUGGGGUUUUUUUUUGGGCUUUUUCAUGUUACAUCCAUAUCUGUAUUUAUAUCUUAUUUGUUUCACUUUCAAGUGUAUCAUGGCAAUGUACAGAUUUUUUUGUUAAUAAUGUGCUAGGAUUUGCUAAAAAAGAAAACAAAAAAAAAAACCCUUUUGAGUUUGCCCUAGAAUAAAUGAGACUUAAUUCA
Molecule: messenger RNA, 8266 nt
Organism: Saimiri boliviensis boliviensis (Bolivian squirrel monkey)
Lineage: Eukaryota; Metazoa; Chordata; Mammalia; Primates; Cebidae
Source: RefSeq, a predicted model, not a curated record